ACAGGUUCAUUUCGUCCUCCAAUUGGAUGAUGGAGCACACGAUCGGGGAGGAGCAGCCCAACUAGCCAAAAGGCAGAAAAAAAGUGAAAAAAAAAAAAAAAGUUGCUCGCUGUGUAGGCUCGUGCUCCUCCAGCCUUCCUUUUAGCCUCCUCAGUCCUCCAAAUGUUCACUGUGGCACUGUUCGCUCUCUCCGGUUCACCGUGGCGAGCUGUGCCUUAAAGAGGAAAAACUUCCAGACGAGACAGAGCGAAGAGAAACGGUGACAGAACCGGAGCAACACGGAGAAGUUGUGAGAGUUCCUGGGGGGAAGCAGUUUGGGGAGCUUUUACGCAUUGCGCAGGAUGCAGGCGCGCUACUCCGUCUCCAGUCCCAACUCUUUGGGAGUUGUACCGUACAUCAGCAGCGACCAGAGCUACUACCGGGCCGGCGGUGGAUACACCGGGAUGCCUGCCCCCAUGAGUAUGUACUCCCAUGCGGCCCAUGACCAGUACCCGGCCAGCAUGGCCCGGGCGUACGGACCGUACACCCCUCAGCACCAGCCCAAGGACAUGGUCAAGCCUCCCUACAGCUACAUCGCUCUCAUCACCAUGGCCAUCCAGAACUCACCGGAGAAGAAGAUCACCCUGAACGGGAUUUAUCAGUUUAUCAUGGAGCGGUUCCCCUUCUACCGGGACAACAAGCAGGGCUGGCAGAACAGCAUCAGGCACAAUCUGUCUCUCAACGAGUGCUUUGUCAAAGUGCCCCGGGACGAUAAGAAGCCCGGUAAGGGCAGCUACUGGACCCUGGACCCGGACUCCUACAACAUGUUUGAGAACGGCAGCUUCCUACGGCGCCGCAGGAGGUUCAAAAAGAAGGACGUGCAGAGGGACAAGGAUGAUCGAGACAGGCAGGGCAAGGACCCCUCUGCCCGCACCCCGGGAAGGGAGCAGGAGCCGCCGGUGCAGGGCUCUCAGCCGGUGCGGAUCCAGGAUAUAAAGACAGAGAACGGGACCUCGACGCCGCCACAGGCCACGUCCCCGGCCCUGAGCACCGUACCCAAGAUAGAGAGCCCGGACAGCAGCAGCAGCAGCAUGUCAUCAGGCAGCCCUCACAGUGUGCCCUCCACCCGGUCACUCAGCAUGGAUGGACCCGAGCACCACCACCACGGCCAGGCCCCGGCGCAGGGCUUCAGCGUGGAUAACAUCAUGACCACCCUGCGGGGGUCUCCGCAGGCCGAGCUGUCCCCGCCACUCAUCUCCGCCUCUCGGACAGGUAUCACCCCUUCACUGUCGCUCAACUACUCCCCCAACCAGACACCCGCGUACAGCUCAACGACCUGCAACCAGAACGUGAUCUCCACGAACUCCAACGCGACCUAUCACUGCAACAUGCAAGCCAUGAGCCUGUACGCGGGGGACAGAUCAUCCGGCGGCCACCUGGCGCCGUCCACCACCGUGGACGAGGCUCUGCCCGACUAUUGCAUCACCACGACCACCGCGUCCCCUCUCGGACACGGCAACCUGAGCCAGGCGGGCCAGGACGGCCACCACGCUCACCAGGGACGGCUCGCGUCUUGGUACGGGGACCUGAGCCACUUGAGCCCGGGUUACCCGGCGCAGCAGCAGAACUUCCACUCUGUGCGGGAGAUGUUCGAGUCCCAGCGGAUCGGGCUGAACGGCUCCCCGGUCAACGGGAAUAAUAGCUGUCAGAUGGCGUUCCCAUCCGGCCAGUCCAUCUACCGCACCUCAGGAGCUUUUGUUUAUGACUGCAGCAAGUUCUAAAGCCAAAGUGUGUCUUUUAAAUUAAUAACUCUAAUAUAUGUUUUAUAUUUUUUUGUACUUUUGGUCUUUUAUUCACACUCCGAAUGGACAUAAAGAGAUUGAGACUUUUCUGUCGAGGCGUGUGUAACUCCAAAACAACACGUAAGUUUUCUUCCCUCUCUCACUUCGAGAAUUGUUUAUAAAGAUGGCUCCAAAAAAAAUUACCAGCUUCUAUGACUAUAGACUGUAAAUUAUAGCCUAAUAUAGUAAUUUAUUUUUUAGGAAAAGGGAGUGGAUGGAUGUUGAGGACCAAACACUUAAAAGUUUUUUCUUAUUGCUGCCUUUAUCUGUCCCAGUUCUUGUAUAGAAAUAGAGGGGGGACUGUGUAGUCUGUACUGACUUAUUCUAUUCAUUUUGUCUUAUUUGUUUAAAAAAAAAACUAUUUUGAAGGCAUUACAUUUUGUUUGUUUAAUAAAGUGCCGCCUAUUUGAUUUUAA
Larimichthys crocea (large yellow croaker) is the source of this 2236-nucleotide messenger RNA. Its product is annotated as forkhead box C1-A. The transcript has a single exon. Gene Ontology annotation, molecular function: DNA-binding transcription factor activity, RNA polymerase II-specific; RNA polymerase II cis-regulatory region sequence-specific DNA binding. NCBI's taxonomy places the organism in Eukaryota, Metazoa, Chordata, Actinopteri, Sciaenidae. Gene Ontology annotation, biological process: regulation of transcription by RNA polymerase II; anatomical structure morphogenesis; cell differentiation. The record is from RefSeq and is a predicted model, not a curated record. Bases 342 to 1760 code for a protein of 472 amino acids.